AUGGCUAAUAAUCGUGAACUCACUUUGAAGGAAUUGGUUACACCUAAUGUUGUGUAUCAACCAUGGUGUGUCCAAUAUCCUGAUAAUCAAACAAAUUAUGAGCUUAAAUCUGGACUUAUCCAUUUAUUGCCCAAGUUUCAUGGACUUGCAGGUGAGGAUCCUCAUAAGCAUUUAAAUGAGUUCCAUGUAGGUUGUUCCACCAUGAGACCUCAAGGAGUUCCUGAAGAUCAUGUCAAAAUGAAGGCAUUUCCUUUCUCUUUGGAUGAUGUUGCAAAAGAUUGGCUCUACUUUCUACCAGCAACAAUCACUACAUGGAAUCAAAUGAAGAGGUUGUUCCUAGAGAAAUUCUUUCCUGCAUCCAAAACAACAACAAUUAGGAAAGAGAUUUGUGGUAUAAGGCAACUGAAUGGAGAGACUUUGUAUGAGUACUGGGAGAGAUUCAAUAAGUUGUGUGCUACAUGUCCUCAACAACAGAUUAGUGAGCAAUUAUUGAUUCAAUAUUUUUAUGAAGGACUAACCUUGAUGAAUAGGAACAUGAUAGAUGCAGCAAGUGGGGGAGCAUUGAUGGAUAAGACACCAAAUGCUGCAAGGCAACUCAUUUCGAACAUGGCAGCCAACACUCAACAAUUUGGAUUUAGAGGAACUGUCAAGGGAGUAAAUGAGAUGGCAAUUGGUGCUGGUUCUAGUUCUGUUUGUGGUGUGGAUAAUCAAAGGCUGGAAAACAAAAUUAAUGAGCUGACCACCAUGGUGAGACAUUUAGAAAUUGAACAAAAACAACAGGCGAGUGCAGCAAGUGAAGGUCCAGCAACAGUUUGUGGCAUUUGUUCUUCAGAGGAGCACUAUACACAUUCAUGUCCUACUCUACAAGAAACAAAUGCAAAUGUUUCUGGAAUUUACACCAACCAACAACAACAAUAUAGGCUUCCACAACAGCAACAAAAUUACAAUCCAUACUCCCAAACAUACAACCCAGGUUGGAAGGAUCAUCCAAAUAUGAAAUGGGGGCAACAACAACAACCUUCAUUCCAACCUUCUGGGAAAUAUCAGCCUCCAUUCAAGCAGCAACAACAAUAA
Cajanus cajan (pigeon pea) is the source of this 1074-nucleotide messenger RNA. RefSeq lists its product as uncharacterized. The record is from RefSeq and is a predicted model, not a curated record. NCBI's taxonomy places the organism in Eukaryota, Viridiplantae, Streptophyta, Magnoliopsida, Fabales, Fabaceae.